Molecule: messenger RNA, 1056 nt
Organism: Epinephelus lanceolatus (giant grouper)
Lineage: Eukaryota; Metazoa; Chordata; Actinopteri; Perciformes; Serranidae
Product: chymotrypsin-like elastase family member 3B
Biological process (GO): proteolysis
Molecular function (GO): serine-type endopeptidase activity
Source: RefSeq, a predicted model, not a curated record
GACAGACAGACGGAGGUGGUAUAAGAGAGCUGUGUGUGUGUGUGUACGUGUGUGUAUCUACAGACUGACAUCAUGAUGCGAGCACUGGCUCUCCUGCUGCUUCAGGUGGCAUAUGUUUUUGGAUGUGGUACGCCUGCUGUCAAGCCUGACACCAACAGGGUGGUGAAUGGAGAGGAUGCUCGCCCCCAUAGCUGGCCUUGGCAGAUCUCCCUGCAGGUGAAGCACGGCAGCCGAUACCAUCACACUUGUGGAGGGACUCUGAUUGGACCUCGCUGGGUGCUGACUGCCGGACACUGCAUCUGGCCAGGAGAUGUGUACCGUGUGGUCUUGGGAGAGCACGACAUGAGCCAGCAGGAGGGCACAGAGCAGAUCAGAGAUGUUCUGCGCAUCAUCGUCCACCCCAAGUGGGACAUUGACUUUGUGGCUGAUGGAAACGAUCUCGCCCUGCUGAAACUGGAUAAGAGCCCCAUAAUGAAUGACAGCGUCGGCGUGGCUUGUCUUCCUGAGGCUGGAGAGAUCCUCGCCCAUGGGACCCCGUGUUACAUCUCCGGCUGGGGCAACCUUUACACACACGGCCCCAUGCCUGAUAAGCUGCAGCAGGCCUUGCUGCCUGUGGUGGAGCACAGCGUGUGCAGCCGCAGCGACUGGUGGGGCAUCAACGUCAAGAGCACCAUGGUCUGUGCAGGAGGAGACGUCGUGUCUGGAUGCAAUGGAGACUCUGGCGGUCCUCUCAACUGUUUGGGCCAGGAUGGUCGCUGGUACGUCCAGGGUGUCACCAGCUUUGUUUCCUCUCGUGUCUGCAAUGAAGUGAAGAAGCCAACCGUCUUCACUCGCACCUCCGCCUUCACGGAUUGGCUCAGUGACGUCAUGCUGCAAUACUGAGGAACAACUGGACACCAGUUGAUCAAAAAUGAGGUCUCAAAUUCAAAUAUUUUCUCUAUUAAUUUUUAGUUUCACAUGAGCGUCAGACAGAACAAAAUGUCUGUUAGUGCUGAAAAGAAUAGAAAAAGAUAAAUACUUUUCAUUCAGUACAAUAAACGUUUGUGUCUCUUGUCA